Molecule: messenger RNA, 4200 nt
Organism: Xenopus tropicalis (tropical clawed frog)
Lineage: Eukaryota; Metazoa; Chordata; Amphibia; Anura; Pipidae
Gene: ssh1
Product: slingshot protein phosphatase 1
Exons: 17
Coding region: 588-3515 (975 amino acids)
Biological process (GO): negative regulation of actin filament polymerization
Cellular component (GO): cytoskeleton
Molecular function (GO): actin binding; protein serine/threonine phosphatase activity; protein tyrosine phosphatase activity
Source: RefSeq, a predicted model, not a curated record
GGAAGUGGGCGGUGCAUUUGUUGAAGCUGGAGCCUGUUAUCUAUUAGCUGCGUGCGAUCCUGCAGGCAGAGCUGACAGACAGAGCAGCCUUCCUCCAAUGGCCCAAACUAACCCUCUAGCUGACUGAGUCUGACCCACCAAGCUUCAUUCUGCUGCCAGUCUGCAAUUGCUGAACAGUGACAGGGGUGUAGCCCCCCCAGUGGCCCCCCAUUCUGGCACCCUGCCUGCACUACCCGGCCUGCUAAUCACUUCUCUUCACUGCCACUCCAGUUUGACCACUGACAAAACACGACAAGCAAGGGGAAGCGAUCAAUAGUGAGGCAAGAAGAGCGAAGACAUAAGUGGAUGGAUGAACCAGAGCCGGUUUCUGGCUGGGGUACCAGCUAGCCAACAAGUGCCUGAGAGCAUCCAAAAGUUGCAGUGGACCAUACAGUCUGCCUUGAACAAGCUGCUCCAUCAGUUGGAAGACAACAGAAUCUGUAACAAAUUACAGCCGAACACUACUCUCGGAAACAGUGACCACUACUCUUACAUUCCACUCUGGUUGUAUCUGCGUCCCCUGAGCGUGACACAGGAAGUCAGCAAUAAUGGCCUUAGUGACACUUCAGAGAUCGCCGACCCCCAGCGCUACUUCCUCAGCCAGCACCAGCGAGGAGUUUGGAAAUGAGGAGGAUCGCAAAGUGAACUUAAGUUUAAGCGACAGCUUUUUCAUGGUGAAGGGAGCUGCCCUCUUCUUGCAGCAAGGAAACAGCACUCAAGGGCAAAGGAGCCUUCUAAAUCUACACAAACAUGCUGGAGAUCUUCCCCAGCAUCUGCAGCUUAUGAUUAAUCUCCUCCGCUGUGAAGAUCGCAUUAAGUUGGCUGUGCGCUUGGAAAGCAACUGGACAGAUCGUGUACGCUACAUGGUAGUGGUAUACUGCAAUGGAAGACAGGACACAGAAGAGAAUAUCUUACUAGGAGUAGAUUUUACUAACAAAGAAAGUAAAAGCUGCACCAUUGGGAUGGUUCUGCACCUGUGGAGCGACACUAAAAUACACCUGGAUGGAGAUGGGGGCUUCAGCGUUAAUACUGCAGGCAAAACCCAUGUGUUCAAACCUGUGUCUGUCCAGGCCAUGUGGUCAGCCCUUCAAGUACUUCAUAAGGCCUGUGAGGUUGCCAGGCGUUUUAAUUACUUUCCUGGAGGUCUGUCUCUUGUCUGGGCUACUUACUAUGAGAGCUGCAUCAGCUCUGAGCAAAGCUGCAUCAAUGAGUGGAACACCAUGCAGGAUCUGGAAUCUGCCCGCGCAGAUUCCCCCAUUAUUUUUAUGGAGAAGCCUAGUGAGGGGGAGAGGACUGAGUGGGUUAUAAGACAAACACUAAGGAGUAUCAUGAUGACCAGAGACUUGGAGAAUGUGACCUGCAAAGAGAUUCGCAAUGAGCUGGAAGAGAAGCUGAGCUGUAACCUGAAGGAAUAUAAAGAAUACAUAGACAAUGAAAUGUUACUUAUCUUGGGACAAAUGGAUAAGGCUUCCCUCAUCUUUGAUCAUGUUUACUUGGGUUCUGAGUGGAAUGCAUCAAACUUAGAGGAGCUACACAGUACAGGGGUUGGCUAUAUUCUUAAUGUCACCAGGGAGAUUGAUAAUUUCUUCCCAGGAAUGUUUGCCUAUCAUAAUAUUCGCGUGUAUGAUGAGGAAACCACAGACCUGCUCUCUCACUGGAAUGAUGCAUAUCACUUCAUUACCAAGGCUAAGAAAAAUAAAUCCAAGUGCCUGGUGCAUUGCAAAAUGGGGGUCAGCCGCUCUGCAUCUACUGUCAUUGCAUAUGCUAUGAAAGAGAACGGGUGGAGCAUGGAGAAAGCAUACAACUUUGUCAAGCAGAAGCGCAGUGUAACUAGGCCAAAUGCAGGUUUUAUGCGCCAGCUACUAGAAUAUGAGGGAAUCCUGGAUGCCAGUAAACAAAGACACAACAAACUAUGGAUGCCACCCAUUUUUCCAACCUCCUAUGGGCAAGAUACUCUAGAAACUGAAUUCAAUUAUGGACUGAAUGAAGAUUAUGUAAAAGCAGAAACUUUGCCAGAAAGUUAUUGUUUAAGACACCUGAAUAAUCCUUGUGAAUUAAUUGAGCCGUUAAGUGUGGAACUUGAAGUAGAAGAAUUGGAGAGAGAUGCCCUUUUGGGAGAUACUGAUGUUGGGACAAUUAGACAAAAUUCUCCUUUUCUAGAGGGUGAAAUAAGAAAGAAAUUAGAUUUUGAAGAUUUGUUGAGUCCCAAGCGAUAUAAAGAUGAUUUUGGUCCAGCUGAAAGACAUAUGAAGGAAGGGGAUAGCCAUAUUCCCUUUGUGCCUGAUUAUGAUGAACAGGUUUAUAAGGAAAAUUUGAGCAGUAAUAGCAGCAAAAGAAGUUGCCCCAAAGACACGGAGGAAGAUGCCAUUUUUGGCAUUCUGAGUAAAGUGAAGCCUCCGUAUCCCUCCUGUACAGACUGUGUGUACCCAAAACCAAGUGAGGAACCCCAGAAGCCAUAUUGUGAACCGGCACUUAAUUCUACAACUGUAUGCACCCAGCCUACCUUAUUACAGCACAUGACUUCAGCAGUGUUGAAUAGAAUGCAUGGGGACAAAAUGGAGGAAGAGCUGGCCAAAUCUUGCCCUGGCCAUUUACAUUCACCUUCCAGGGUUAUUGCUAUAACCCGUCAAAAGCCAUUUGAUAGUACAGAAAAGCAAUCAACAGUGACUCCUGAAGUAGAUCCCUUUGCGGCUGGAGGUUUGUUGUCUAGAAAGGAUGCGAAACAGUAUAGAGACCAAAAGUAUUUAUUUUUCACUAAGGAGUUGGAAAAGCCUACAAUGCACAGCUAUUUGAUGCAGCAUCAAGAAUCUAUUAUCCAACUUCAAAAGGCUGGACUGGUCAGAAAGCAUACAAAAGAAUUGGAGCGACUUAAGAGUGAAGGUACUUCUGUUGGCAAAGAUGUUUGUAUAGAGAAGACCAAUUGUAGUGGCUUAUACUGUACCAAAGACUUGCCCACAUAUCCAGAACUAGUUCAGUCAAAUGGACAAAAUAACGUGGCAAAGACAGAAAUGGUAAAUGCUUUAGAUGGUACAUUUCAGAAGACCUCCACUCCAAAUUUUUGCAAAUUGGAUCAGAUUAGCAGCUACACUAAAGAUUUCUUAAAGACAAUAUGCUAUACCCCAACAUCAUCUUCUAUAAGCUCUAACCUGACGCGCAGCUCGAGCAGCGACAGCAUACACAGCGUACGUGGGAUGCCAGGACUUGUUAAACAAAGGACUCAGGAGAUUGAAACACGGAUGCGUUUAGCUGGUCUUACUCUAUCUUCCCCAUUGAAGAGAUCUCACUCUCUUGCCAAACUGGGUAGCCUCACUUUUUCCAGUGAAGAUUUGUCCUGUGACUCUGAUACGUUUCAGAAAUCGGAGUGCAAAAGCGCCAAAUUAAGGGACAGCUCUGUCUUCACUGAUAUUUCAGGGAACAAACCAGACACGUUAAUUAAACCAGCUGAUACACCCAUAACAAAGACUGAAACAAGAUGACUUUUUUGUUUGCUUGUUUAUUAUUAUUAGAGUUUAUUCUUCAUAGCCUAUAUCACUUUUAUUGUGAGCCUGGCAGCGCACACGGGUUUGUAUAAGAGCAAGAAAUUGUCCAUUUUUCUGCAGUGACUUAUUAGCGACUAUGCAUUCCUUAAUAUUAUGUUUCGGUUUUGUUUUUUCCUCAGAUCUAUGUUGUGGUUUUUUUCUCUUAAUAGCCUGGUUAAGUACUUUUUAGACACUUUUUCAGACAGGAUGUAAAAUGGCAGUUGCUAUAUUGGUACAAUUCAGAGGAUUGUGUUUACUGUAACCAUUAUAUAUGAAGUGUUUGCACUUCAGAAAUCCUACCUCUAUUUUCUGUUAUUUUGACUGUUUCUGAAUUCUAGAUGUGCAUCCUCUUUCUGCUUAGUCAGCGUAUCCUCUUAUAGUCUGUUGCUGUUCCCUGGUAUAUGAGCAAUUUAUUUAUAAAGCUUAGACACAUGUUUCACUGUUACUACCAAAAUGCAGAGGAUUAUUAUUGAUUGUUUUCCAUUGACAGUAAAAGAAAAUGUCCUAUGUUCCCCUCAGGGUAUUGUCACCUCAAAACACUGAUCAGUGCCAUUAAUUGUAUAUCAAUGAAUACAAUGUUUGGCUUUUGAAAAGAAAUUCAAAAGUUCAGCUGUAGUCCCUUAAUAAAUCAUCAUUAAACCUG